AUGCCUGACAUUGCUAUGGAGGAUGCCUCUUUACCUGAUUCUCCUCUUGUCCAGGAAGAGGACCUUUCUCAUGCUUUUCCAGGUGGACCGAUUGAUCCAUCAAUACUGUGGAGUUUCAAUAGUCAUGUCGCUACAGCUGUUUGGCACGGGGAGGAACGAGGGCCCCUACAAUGUCAUAAUCAUUCUUCGAAGAUCCUUGCAUGGCCAUGGUGGUCAGUAGACAACAACACCAGAUUCAAAGCCAUUAUUGAGCAGUCUGGGCUGUCACAGUUAGCUCGUUGCACUUAUCGGUUCGUCAACAAGCUUCUAAUCUCCAGUUUUGUUGAGAGAUGGCAACCUGAGACGAACACAUUUCACAUGACAGUUGGUGAGAUGACCUUGACCCUGGAUGAUGUUGGCACUAUUCUUGGCCUUCCCAUUGUAGGCAAAUCAAUCAGCGUACUAGAUGUGACAGAUCAUCAUGGAGUUAUACUACUGGUUUAUGGCUUGGGGAUUAUUGAACGUGCAGCACAUAAAGAGGUUUCUACUGCUGGUGGCAAUUCAGUCAGACUAGAGUGGUUGCGAAGCCAGUUUGCUGGUGUCACAGAUUCAGACCCCAAGGAGGCUAUACAAUGCGCUGCUAGAGCUUAUUUGUUGUUUCUGUUGGGAUGUACACUCUUCAGUGACAAGAGUGACGGCAGGGUUCCUGUUGUUUACCUUGGCUUAUUAAUGGAUUUGGGAUCCAUUCAUACUUACGCCUAG
Molecule: messenger RNA, 741 nt
Organism: Camellia sinensis
Lineage: Eukaryota; Viridiplantae; Streptophyta; Magnoliopsida; Ericales; Theaceae
Source: RefSeq, a predicted model, not a curated record